This is a messenger RNA of Tigriopus californicus, 2561 nucleotides long. It is a transcript of the gene Dhx15, whose product is annotated as putative pre-mRNA-splicing factor ATP-dependent RNA helicase PRP1. The record is from RefSeq and is a predicted model, not a curated record. Bases 157 to 2358 code for a protein of 733 amino acids. Gene Ontology annotation, molecular function: RNA helicase activity; RNA binding; ATP binding. NCBI's taxonomy places the organism in Eukaryota, Metazoa, Arthropoda, Copepoda, Harpacticoida, Harpacticidae. Gene Ontology annotation, cellular component: spliceosomal complex; intracellular anatomical structure. The transcript has 2 exons.
AGAGAUCACUCGCCCAACCUCUUAAAGCGAAUCAGCUGUUUGUAAACAAUAGUCAAGAGCCUCGUGUGGUUUCUCUGUGGUUGCCUGGUGGGUCAUCCUGGCCCCAACGUUGAUCUUCCGGCCCGUGAACCUGUCAGUCGCCCACCGGCCGACAUCAUGUCCAAGCAUCGACUAGACGUGGACCUGGGGGGCCCGUCCAAGAACAAGCGGUCCAAAACCGAAGGCAGUCUAGGCUCGGGCGUCGUGGGGGCGUCCGCCACGCCCAACGCCAGCGCCCACGUCACGCCUGGACUCGCGCUCAAAUCAGGGCCAAGCUUGAACCCACACACGGGCUUGCCCUUUACCCCCAGAUAUCAUGAGAUCUUCAAAAAACGGAAAGCCCUGCCCGUUUGGGAGUAUCAAGACAAGUUCCUGGACUUGUUGCAAAAGCAUCAAAUCCUGUGUCUUGUGGGCGAGACCGGCUCCGGUAAGACCACGCAAAUCCCCCAAUGGUGCGUGGACUUCUCUAAGAAGGUGGGCAAGAAAUGCUGCGCGUGCACGCAACCCCGGCGAGUGGCCGCCAUGUCUGUGGCUCAACGGGUGGCCGAGGAAAUGGACGUGUCCUUGGGCCAAGAGGUGGGCUACUCGAUUCGUUUCGAGGAUUGCUCCGGACCCAAGACCCUGCUGAAGUACAUGACCGAUGGUAUGUUGCUGCGCGAGGCCAUGUCCGAUCCUAUGCUGGAAAACUACCAGGUCAUCCUUUUGGAUGAGGCCCACGAGCGGACCCUGUCCACGGACAUCUUGAUGGGCGUGCUCAAGACCGUGAUUGGCCACCGACCCGACCUUAAGUUGGUCAUUAUGAGCGCUACGUUGGACGCCGGCAAGUUCCAGAACUACUUUGACAACGCACCCUUGAUGAACGUGCCCGGACGAACCCAUCCCGUGGAGAUCUUCUACACACCAGAACCAGAGCGUGAUUACUUGGAGGCCGCCAUUCGAACGGUUAUUCAGAUCCACAUGUGCGAAGAAGAGGCCGGGGACAUCCUCAUGUUCCUGACGGGUCAGGAAGAGAUUGAAGAGGCGUGCAAACGGAUCAAACGCGAAAUCGAUAACUUGGGACCCGAUGCCGGCGACCUCAAGUGCAUUCCGUUGUAUUCGACCUUGCCUCCUAAUUUGCAACAGAGGAUCUUCGAGGCCGCUCCGCCUCGCAAAUCCAAUGGCGCCAUUGGACGGAAGGUGGUCGUGUCGACGAAUAUCGCCGAGACCUCUUUGACCAUUGACGGGGUAGUGUUCGUCAUUGAUCCCGGGUUUUCCAAGCAAAAGGUCUACAACCCUCGGAUCCGAGUGGAAUCUCUGCUCGUGUCGCCCAUCAGUAAAGCGUCGGCCCAACAAAGAGCGGGUCGCGCGGGUCGCACCAAACCGGGCAAAUGUUUCCGAUUGUACACAGAAAAGGCUUUUAAGAACGAGAUGCAAGAGAACACCUAUCCCGAGAUCCUGCGGUCCAAUUUGGGAUCGGUGGUUCUGCAAUUGAAGAAGCUCGGGAUUGACGAUCUGGUCCACUUUGACUUCAUGGACCCACCCGCUCCAGAGACGCUGAUGCGAGCUUUGGAGCUUCUGAAUUACUUGGCCGCCUUAGAUGACGACGGUAACCUGACGGAGUUGGGCGCCAUCAUGGCUGAGUUCCCGCUGGACCCUCAAUUGGCCAAGAUGCUGAUUGCCUCGUGCGAAAAUAAUUGCUCCAACGAGAUCCUCUCGGUUACGGCCAUGCUCUCGGUUCCGCAAUGCUUCGUCCGACCCAACGAGGCCAAGAAAGCUGCCGAUGACUCAAAGCUUCGCUUUGCCCAUAUUGAUGGUGACCACCUGACCCAGUUGAACGUGUAUCAUGCCUUCAAGCAGAACAUGGAGGACCCGCAGUGGUGUUACGACAACUUCGUCAACUACCGAUCCCUCAAAUCUGCCGACAACGUUCGCCAGCAGCUCUGCCGAAUCAUGGACCGAUUCAAUUUGAAGCGCACGUCCACCGAGUUCACCUCCAAAGACUACUACAUCAACAUCCGCAAGGCUCUGUGUGCGGGUUUCUUCAUGCAAGUGGCUCACUUGGAGCGAACAGGACACUACCUGACCGUGAAGGACAAUCAAAUCGUCCAAUUGCAUCCAUCCACGUGCUUGGAUCACAAGCCCGAAUGGGUCCUGUACAACGAGUUCGUGCUCACCACCAAGAACUACAUCCGAACCGUGACGGAUGUCAAACCCGAUUGGUUGGUCAAGACGGCUCCGCAGUACUACGACAUGGACAAUUUCCCGACCUGCGAGGCCAAACGCCAAUUGGAGCAGAUCAUCGCACGGGUCAACUCCCGACAAUACAAGAAAGGCUUCUAGGAGCGAUGGAACAGCCAUUCAUCCAUGCAUCAUCUAAUCCUCGUGUUUGUGCAUUUGGGGAUUUGCCGACUGUUUGUACCCCCCAUUCAUUUCCCGUUUGAACCCACGUGAAGAUGAUGAAAGUGUCCACUACCGAUCCGAUCUAGCCCUGUAUUUGGAUGAAUGAAUGAAUAAAUGAACAAAUAAUUGAAUGUAUGCUUAUA